ACGGCGGCGGCAUGCGGCUGCCGGGGCUGUGCCUGGCGCUCCUCUGCGCCGCCGGGGCCGGCUCCCCGCGGGCGGAGCGGGAGCAGCCGCCGGGGCCGGGAGCGCCCGCGGGACGCGUGGAUCCCCGCCAGGCGUGGAUGCUGCUGGCCGGGAGCCCCGGGCGGGCGAGCGGCAGCCGGGCGCGGGGAAGGACGGGCGCGGUACGGGAUGGGACGAGGGCUGGCACGGCACCGGUACCGACCCGUGGCGAAUCUCCAGGAUCAUCGCCCCAGGCUGCCAUGCAAGUCGGUGUGCCAGGCGCUAUCCCUGCUCUGCCCGGGGCCCCCGCCGUGCUGGAAGAGCUGCUGAGGGAGCUGCAGCUCCUGCUGAAAGGUAUGGUGAAGGAUCAGGCGAAGACACAUGGAAAGGCCUGGGAAGGGCGUGAGGACGAGGAGGAAAACAGCAAAGGCAACUCACAGGCUGGCUCCCAUCAUCGCGUGGAAGCAGCGUUCCGCUGCUGGACACGUGAAAAUAUCUCAGUCGAGCAGAGAGUGCAGCAGGAGCUGCGGCUCUACUACAUCCCGGAGAAGGAGGGGAUGUUUCACCGUGGCACAGGGCUGAACCUGACCAGCGGGCAGUACACGGCCCCAGUUGCAGGGUACUACACCUUCACCGCCACACUGCACAUCGUGCGCAGAGAGCAGCGGAGGAAGGGGCAGUCGUGCAGGGGAAAUCGGCUGCGGGUGCUGAUCUGUGUGCAGUCCUGCUGUCAGCACAACAGCAAUUUGGAGACCAUGUCCCGGCUGGAGGGUGGUGGUGACCUUUUCACCAUCUCUGUCACUGGAGUCCUUUACCUGCAGGUUAGUGGCACCAGCUCUGCUCAGGACUGUGCUGGGCAGGAAGAUGCCUUCCACGGCCCCAGCUCCAGGGGAGAGCAUCAAGUCUCUCAGCCCAGCCCUAAGCGCAAAGCACUGAGGUCUCUGGGACACCAUAGCACAAACUAUGCUGCCCUAUCAGCCUCUGUGUCACCAUUCUGCAAGAAGGAAGUGGCAGGGGGAAGCAGCCCCUCCAGCCCUCGGCUGCUGCACGCAAGGGAGAGCUGUCUCCUUUGCUCUGCCAGGCUGUGCCUAGCACCUGGAAGAGGCAUCCCAGCCCUGUUAAGCCCUCUCUCCCUCCAGGCUGGACAGUAUGCCUCUGUUUUCGUGGACAACACUGCAGGCUCUCCCCUCACUGUUCAAAGUGGCUCCGAUUUCAGCGCCAUUCUGCUGGGGGUGUGAAAAGGCACUGGGCACCACACGGGGAGCUGAACCUGUGCCAGGAACAGCCAGACCCUUCCUUCUGCCAGCCGCCAUCACACCUUUGCUGCUCUGCACCAAGCCCAGGGAAGAGCUUUUGCUGGUGCAGCAGCUGCAGGCUGGUCCGAUACUCCUCGUGCUGCAGAGCCAUCUGAAGCUGGACAAAAGACUGGGGAGGAAAGGAUGAUGAU
Phalacrocorax carbo (great cormorant) is the source of this 1465-nucleotide messenger RNA. The record is from RefSeq and is a predicted model, not a curated record. NCBI's taxonomy places the organism in Eukaryota, Metazoa, Chordata, Aves, Suliformes, Phalacrocoracidae.